This is a messenger RNA of Dentiscutata heterogama, 197 nucleotides long. Lineage: Eukaryota; Fungi; Glomeromycota; Glomeromycetes; Diversisporales; Gigasporaceae. The record is from the annotation of a GenBank genome assembly.
CAAUUAACAUUAAUAAAGCGUUUGCUUUAAUCAAGUUUGUUGCUUUACUUUUAGUUUCAAUAAUUGGUUUAAUAAGUUUACGAGAAGUCGGUCAUCGAGAGCAUUGGAAUAAUAUUUUUAAUAAUACACUUUCUGAUGAAACAUAUCAACGAUCUACUUUAGAAGAGAUUGGAGGCUAUGGCAAUGCCAUACUAAAG